UACCAAACAUUAUUACACCCUAUAACGCGUUAAAAACAAGAGAAAGCAAAGCAGCACAGCUCACUACUCCCAGUUUCUCUCACACUCUCUUCUGCGCUUUUCCUCCAAUUUCUGCGGCAGCAGUGACUUUGGAGAGCCCCGCUUAACUUGUCAAGGUCUCAUAUAACAAAAACGGAAUGUUUCUGAGAUGGUCAUGGUGGCACUCCAGGCUGGCUUGUUGAAUUAUUGGGAUUUUGAAGGUCUUUUCAGGAUCAAUAAGCAUAUUCAAAUAUGCUUCAGCAGGAGGGACUUCUCCUCAGAUCAUCUUUCCUUCUAAGUAUCUUUGUUGGGUUUCUGCUACAUUCUCUUGCCAUUUCAGAGAUUCCUUUAGGUUCAAAACUUUCUGUAGUAGACGAAAACAUCUGGGCCUCUCCGAAUGGUGAUUUCGCAUUUGGAUUUUUUAACCGAACAGAUGAGCCUAACUAUAGUGUUGGGAUCCGUUUCAAUUCAAAGUCUAUUCCACUUGGAAAACAAACUCUGGUGUGGACUGCUGGAGCUAAUAUCAUGGUUGGUGAAAAUUCGUAUGUCCAGUUGACCCAGGAUGGAGAAUUAGUAAUCAUUGAUUCUUUGAAGGAAGUCACUGUAUGGAGCAGCAGAACAAGCCGAUUAUCAGUUGUUUCAGCUGCUCUUCAUGAUAAUGGAAACCUUGUCCUGUUGAAUGAAGAGAAACAUAUUGUUUGGCAAAGUUUUAAUACCCCCUCUGAUACACUUCUUCCUGGACAGAACUUCUCUAGGUCGCAAAUGCUUCGAGCUGCAAGCAAGAAUAUUAUGUCCGAUUAUUUGUCCAGUUACUACACUCUUUUCAUGAAUGCUUAUGGUCAGUUGCAACUCAGAUGGGAAAUUCAUGUUGUCUAUUGGACAAGUGGAAGUGCUCCUGGUUCAAAUCUCAGCGCUUUCCUCACCUCUGAUGGAGCCCUACAACUCCGCGACCAAAACUUGAAACCUGUAUGGUCAAUUUUCGGGGCAGAUUACAAUGAUUCCAUAAGUUACCGGUUUCUUAGGCUAGAUGUUGAUGGUAAUCUACGCUUGUACUCAUGGCAUGAAGCUUCAAUGUCAUGGAGAGCAGUCUGGCAAGCUGUUGAGAACCAGUGUAAUGUCUUUGCAACUUGUGGCCCACAUGGCAUCUGUUUCUUUACCGAGUCUGGGUCACCUGAUUGUAAAUGCCCUUUUAAUCUUGUGAAUGGGUCCAUGGAAAAAUGCUCGAUUCCGUCUCAGCAAUGUGAAUCUGGUUCCAACUUGUUUAGUUAUAAGCAUACUCUCCUAUAUGGAAUGUAUACUGAUGAUUUAGUUGUCGGAACUAGUUUACAGCAAUGUAGAAGCUUGUGUCUCAAGGACCCACUAUGUACAGCUGCAACCUUCUCAAAUGAUGGAACUGCACACUGCUUAGUGAAGAGAAAAGAGUAUGUUACUGGCUAUUCGGACCCCUCACUAAGUUCAGUAUCUUUUGUGAAGGUGUGUGCAGAUCCAUUAGCUGUAAAUCCCAAUCUCUCCAUGUCAUCCCCUUCAGCACAGAAGUUUUGUUUUCCUUGUCUAAUUGGAGCAGCCUCAGUUGCUGUAUUUCUUUUAUUUCAGUUGGCACUUGGUUUCUGGUUCUACAGAAGAAGGAAAAGAAGAAGGAAUUUGGUCAGGAAGAAAGCCAGUUUUGCUUAUACCAGUUCCAAUUCAAAUGACUUGAUUGUGUUAUCCUUCUCCGAAAUAGAGGACUUUACAGAAAAGUUUAAGCAUCAGAUUGGACGAGAGAUGUUCAAAGCUAUUCUUCCAAAUAAAGAACCAGUUGCAAUCAAAGAGAUGAAUCCGUCCAUUGAAGAAAGAAAAUACCGGUCUGCAGUUUCAAUUAUAGGUGGCAUUCAUCACAAAAACCUUGUGAAGCUGCAGGGUUACUGUUGUGAGUUAAAUCACAGGUUUCUGGUCUAUGAAUAUGUCAAAAAUGGUUCUGUGGAGAAAUAUAUAGAAGACCAUAAACUGUGUAAGAGGCUGACUUGGGGAAAGAGAGUUGAUAUAUGCUUAAGCGUGGCAAGAGCCAUUAGUUAUCUACACACAAGCUGCAGGAAAUGCAUCAUCCAUGGGAAUUUGAAAUGCGAGGAUGUGUUAUUGGAUGAAAAUUUAGGGGCCAAGGUGACUGGAUUUGGGCUUGGGACAAUCGUCGGGAAUGAAGCAUGCUCUUCAGCAACGAGAGAUGUAGAAGACUUUGGUAGGAUGGUGUUGGUUUUGGUGAGUGGGUGUAGAGAAGUUGGGGACCUCUGUGAAUGGGCAUACAAAGAGUGGUCAGAUGGGCAUCCGGAGAAUGUAGUUGAUAGAAGACUAGAUGGUAUGCAUAUAACUCACGAGCUCGAGCGUGUUUUAAGAAUUGCAUUUUGGUGUCUCCAAAUUGAUGAACGUCAAAGACCUUCAAUGAGUGAAGUGGUUAUGGUGUUAGAAGGCACAUCGAGCGUUGACCCCCCACCUCCCCCUUUUGCUUGAUAAAGAAUGACAACUGAUAGCGCCAGGGUCCAAACUAUCUUGAAGAAGCUUUUAUUUCUUAAGAAGUUUGAAGUGUGACUAACAACACACUGACAAAUUCGCCUCCAAGUUUUCUUAGGACAAAACUAUUCAUCUACCACUUGACCUUUCAUCAUAAUGAAAUGUGGUUGUGUCAUAAUUUUAGAGUUUUGGUGUUAACAGUGAACUGUAGUUUUCAAUUUUUUUUUCUCUACAUUCCAGGUCUUAAAUGAGUUUGAUGAGAAAUCCUUUAUCCUACAUAUAUGGGGUUAAUCUUAUGCAUUCAUAUGUGCAUUU
Rosa rugosa (rugosa rose) is the source of this 2814-nucleotide messenger RNA. RefSeq names its product G-type lectin S-receptor-like serine/threonine-protein kinase SD3-1. Gene Ontology annotation, molecular function: protein serine/threonine kinase activity; ATP binding. The coding region runs from base 271 to 2499 and encodes 742 amino acids. The transcript is spliced from 3 exons. NCBI's taxonomy places the organism in Eukaryota, Viridiplantae, Streptophyta, Magnoliopsida, Rosales, Rosaceae. The record is from RefSeq and is a predicted model, not a curated record. Gene Ontology annotation, biological process: recognition of pollen; protein phosphorylation.